Messenger RNA from Alexandromys fortis (reed vole), 2605 nucleotides. RefSeq names its product family with sequence similarity 163 member B (gene Fam163b). The record is from RefSeq and is a predicted model, not a curated record. The coding region runs from base 330 to 833 and encodes 167 amino acids. NCBI's taxonomy places the organism in Eukaryota, Metazoa, Chordata, Mammalia, Rodentia, Cricetidae. The transcript has 3 exons.
CGCGCGCCCCGCGCCCGGGACUGGGCUGGAGUCGCGCGUGCAGCUCUCAGGGAGGCAGCUGGGCUCCAGAGCUGUGGCUGCAACGCGCAGCUGGCAGGGGCUCUCGCCGGGCCACGCACUUGCCUCCUCUGGGGCCUCCAGGAACCUCUCGGCGCUCUCCUUACCAGUCAGGUCCCAGCAGGCACUACCGACCGUGGCCUGGGCUGCAUUUGCGGCUACUCUGUGCCCGGGACAGAGGGACGCCCGCCCUGUCACGUGUGUCCAAGUCCUCCGCCAGCCGGGGCAGCGUGGUUCCCAUGGUUCAAGGCUGUUGAUGGAGAAGUGGGCGGAUGACAGCCGGGACUGUGGUCAUCACUGGGGGCAUCUUGGCAACUGUGAUUCUGCUCUGUAUCAUCGCUGUUCUGUGCUACUGUCGGCUUCAGUACUACUGCUGCAAGAAGGACGAAUCCGAGGAGGACGAGGAGGAGCCCGAUUUCGCCGUGCACUCACACCUGCCGCCCCUGCAUUCCAACCGCAACCUUGUGUUGACCAACGGGCCCGCUCUCUACCCAGCUGCCGCCACCUCCUUCAGCCAGAAGUCCCCACAGGCCCGCGCCCUCUGCCGCAGCUGUUCCUACUACGAGCCACCCACCUUCUUCCUGCAGGAGCCAGAGGAGGACGACUUUGAGGGUGUGCGCAACGGUGGGGGCCGUGUGGCCUACAAAAGCAUCAGCCAGGAGGACGUGGAGCUGCCCCCAGCGACCUUUGAGGGCCUUCAGGCGCUCAACCCCAACCGCCUCUCAGCCAUGCGUGAGGCCUUUUCCCGAAGCCGCAGCGUUAGCACCGACGUGUGACAGGCCUCCAUACUGCCGAGGCAUCCAGCCUUGGAAGGUCUUGAGAUCAUGGCAGGAUCCCCAUGGCAUGCCCUGGCCCCAUGCCCAGACCUCUGCUCAGCCAUGUCUUCCCUCUAUCCCUGUACUAGGGGCUCUAGGCAUGGGGAAUCCCCGGGCCCUUUACAGGGAUAAAGUCCAAUGAAUCAGGUGUGGCAGCUCCUAGGCACAGCUGACCUCAGAAGGGAGGCGGGGGUCAGGAGGAUAAGGUAAGGCAGUGUUGGGGUACAGGUACUAGGUCCUGUUCCCAGGAAGUAAGAAGAUGGCUAGUGUCAACCCCAACAACUUGUCUGUCUCUGGCUUCAUGGCCUUAACUUGUCCCUCCCUCCAGGCUUUGGGCUUUUUACCUGCUCAAGGGAGCAGGGGCCUCACUGGCUGCCAGUGGCCCUCAAGCAUGAACCUUCCUUAGAGACGGUGGACCAAAUAAACAUUCUGUCCCCUCGCCCUGUGUCCCCCUUCCCAUCCUUCUCCUCACCCUCUCUCCAUUCCUUCUCCCAGCCUCUUUGACUCACGCUCCUGAACCUAGGUGCCAAGCAUCUGCCCCAAGCUUGAAAUACCCAUUGUGCUGGCCCCCCCGAGAAUGGACAAGUCUCCCUGUAGAAGGCAGAGUUUUAGGAGACAGCAGUGUUCUUGGGACGCUUUCUCUACACAAUCUGCUUUUCCAUAAGAGAAGAGGCAUGGGGACAGGGGACGCUACUCUGGGAGGGUUGACACUCAAAUUUACACAUCCAGUAUUCAUCCCUAAACCCAGUCAACCACAGACACAUCUAGCAAGAUUGCUGCUGCACUGGAGGUGGCCCAGCUAUGCAAUAGGGGUCUCAGGUGUGACUCUAGGGCAGGCCACCCCAUCCAUGAGCUUGCAUCCCCAUCUAGGUAGUGGGGGGUAGGAGGGGGAAAGCUGACUGCAGAAAGCCCUUGAAACUUUGGUCCUCGGUGGGAACUGAGGUCCCUGAGAGAGCUGAGCUAUAGAUCAUCCACUUCCUGUUUCCUGCUUGGAAAGAGGCCCCAGACCUAGACAGCCAGAGCCAGCUGCCCCUGUAUGGAAGCCCCGUCUCUACCCACACAGCUCCAAGCCCUCCUCCUCUGAAUGAGGAAUUGGUGUCAGGUAACCACCCCUUGAGGGUGCCCCAAGCCCAGGACCUCGGCCCUCAGUAGUGCAGUUCUCUGCUCUGAAAGAGACACCAUUCUUGGUGGCACAGCCUCAAGAGGCCCUUCCCUUCUAUUUGGGACCCUAGUUCAUCUCCAUGCAAUGUAGCCAGAGACGUGCAGGUGCCCCGUGAAGGUGCCUUCCUAUAGUACAGCGGCCACUCCUGAGCCAGAUACCACAGCAGGACCCUCCACCCUUGCUAGUGAGGAUCUGCUGUCUUUGGCAUUCUGAAUUUUUUUUCUCCUUUUCUUUUUCUUGCCUUAGUUUGGUCUUGCUAACAGAAUCUACCCUUAGAAUCAUAGAAGUCCCCAACUUUUCCCCUCUACUUCCUUUGUCCCAUUCUACCCCCUUGGUAUCAGUCCUUUGCAUUACUUGGGGGUAUGGGUGAUGCAGGGAGGGGGGGCUCUGGGCUGUUCUGUCUUUGUCUCCUAGUCCCUCUCCUUUUUUAACCUCCAGCGUCUCUGAAUAGCUCCAUAGACAUCCUCGAAGUGAAUUAAGCAUUCAUCCCUACCAGCUCACUCAACACCACCAUGGGACCUGCCGGGGACCAACCAAGCACCCUGAAAAAAGCAAAAGCCAAUAAAUUUGU